AUGGCGGAGGAGGAGGUAGUGAACCCUCAGAUCGAGGUGGAGGAGUCGUGCAAGCCGCAGUGCGUGAAGGCGUGGCUAGAGUACCAGGCUUGUGCGGAGCGGGUGGAGAAGGAUGAGAGCGGCGAGGCGCACUGCACCGGCCAGUACUUUGAUUACUGGCACUGCGUAGACAAGUGCGCAGCCAAGCCCCUGUUCGCUAAGCUCAAGUGAAGACGGC
Chlorella variabilis is the source of this 217-nucleotide messenger RNA. RefSeq lists its product as hypothetical. Gene Ontology annotation, biological process: mitochondrial electron transport, ubiquinol to cytochrome c. The transcript is spliced from 2 exons. The record is from RefSeq and is a predicted model, not a curated record. NCBI's taxonomy places the organism in Eukaryota, Viridiplantae, Chlorophyta, Trebouxiophyceae, Chlorellales, Chlorellaceae. The coding region runs from base 1 to 210 and encodes 69 amino acids.